UAUUAUUAUUUACCGUACAGAUAUUUAGUAUAAUCCAUAUGAUUAUAUUUUAUAAUUUUUUAUUACAUACUUAUUGUUAUUACAAGUUACAAGUAGCAAGCUGCUCAAUUGUAUUGGCUUUUCUGCAAAAAUUCGCAGUCCAAUCGGACUCGUUAACAAAAUUACACGGGUUGACUUACUUACCGUCCCGUCACGGCCGUCAGUCACGCAUCUCAUGAUUACUCUUCUUUGCGGUGAUCUCUGGUGACAAAUUGGCCAUGUGCAAUGGCGACGGCCAUAGCGCCAGACACGCACAAACCUGCGGAGAGCACUCUGGUAAUAAUGAUCUGCCCCUCGCCGGAUACUCUCUCACUUACCAAUGCACCUUCUUCAAGAUGCUCGCUGUGCGAGAAAAUCUUCCCGACCUACGAAAUUUCCAGGGUGCACGCGCUACUGCAUCAUGGGUUUUCUAGCGCCGAGUGCCACUUUCAGGCUGGUCAUCAGGAGAAAUUCCAGGCGUCCAGCGUUAACUGCGGCGAUUUGGACUACGAUGUGCGAUUUUACUGCCCGUUCCCGAAGUGCAGAUUUGCGGCGGCUCCAUCAGCGAAUAAUACUCGGAAAAUAAAUCAAAGAGACGUCUCUCGCCAAAGGAUCAACAAAUUUUUCGAAGAGUUUCGCUAUUUGAGAGACCAUUAUGCGCGAAUGCAUGCCGAUGUGGUGAUGCGCUGCACGAAAUGCAAUCAGAAAUGUCGCACUCAUUCUGAACUCCAGCAGCACAUGACGCACUGCCGACCGGAAGUGUGUGAUUGUGGCAAGCUAGUGCGAACGCGAUGCGGAAUCCUUAAUCAUCGGAAGAAGUGUCUCGUUGCUCGUGGCAUGGCGCCGGUACCGUCAAAGAAGGCACCGGAAGUGCUCAGUGCGGCACCGGUUAUGCCAAUGAAACCGAUCUUGCCAAAAAAUCGCACCAACGAUGUUAUACAGCCCGCGCGUCCAUCCAGCAUAUUGUCCAUAAACUCUUGUGUCCAGACCACGGAAAGCAGUCUCUCAAGGGCGCCGCGUGCUGUAUUCUCCAAAGCAGCGCAGUGCGAAGCGACGACAAGUCCCAAGCGCCCAUCCUCAGCGCAGUCCUCGUCAUCAUCGUUUUCUUUCCGGAGUAGUGCUGCACAGACCGUUCGCCUUCAUAAACAGCAGAAACUGCUGCAGAUUGAUGCAUUCACGCAGACGGAUCUCUUAGAUGAUAACGAAGGCCUUUCUGCUCAGUUGAGUCUUAUCACGCAGGAUGCCAGUGAUCUCCUUAUGUUCUUGGAAUCCAACGACGCCGAUCCGAUAUUUCGAACUGGCACCACCACGCAGACUCAGACCAAUGAAGACGAGAUGGCGCCGUUCUUGUUUUCCUCCACGAGCAUCCAGACGCAGACCUUCGGAUGUGGCUCGGAUGAACUCCUUAUUAAUUUGAUGGAAGAGGAUGGCCCAUCGGAUUCGGCGGGGCUGUUUGAAGAUCUGAUGCAGGAGUCCGUUGACAUGCAGACCCAAACGCUGGAAGGUCUGGGAAAUCUGUUUUGGGAUUGUAAUGACGCGCAUACCCAGACUUCCGGGUCGACUGGUGGAAAUUAUGACUUUUCGUUUGUUUAGCGGAUUGGAAAUUUUGCACGCUUUAUUUGUUUUAAUCGAAUUAGGUGCAGCGGUAUCCCGUGUACCAGAAACUGGUUUCCAGAAUUUGUGUUGUCGGAUUGUUUAUUUCUGUUUUGAUCCUUGCUUUGUGAUGUAACUCAGCUGUUUUUUUUGGAAACAGUUUUUUUAUUAUUAUCAUCGCUACUGUAGAGUGAUCAUAAUAAUAAUAAUUUAAGACAU
Messenger RNA from Paramacrobiotus metropolitanus, 1830 nucleotides. RefSeq lists its product as uncharacterized. Lineage: Eukaryota; Metazoa; Tardigrada; Eutardigrada; Parachela; Macrobiotidae. The record is from RefSeq and is a predicted model, not a curated record. The transcript has 5 exons. Bases 265 to 1611 code for a protein of 448 amino acids.